UUUCCGUUCUUUCUCGCAGUAAGUACUUUUUUCGAUCAUCAACGGGAAGGAGAAUGCGGUUCAAUUGGAAGUUUGCGCAAUUUUAGCCGAAUUUUGAAGUGCAAAGUGGUGAAAAGUGAUUCUCGAAAGUGGCGCUUUUCUGGGGCCUGGUUGCGGGAAAAAUCGAGCUGCCAGAAAAUGGCUCACGAAUGCGGUGCUAGUGUUGGUGCUGGCAAUCGCUGUAUUGGUGCCCGUCGGAACAGUGGAAACCUGUUCGAGCAACCAACAACUUGUUAGAGGACUCGAAUUCACUCCCUUGCCUGUACGACGGGGUGGUGGUAUUGGUGCAGGGAAAACUAUAACGCAUUUCCUCGGUGAAAAACGGUAUGAUUAUUCGAGUUUGCAAGCAUGGCCGCCGGAUCCGGUUCAGUGUUCUGUCAACUUCCAGUUGAAAAUUGCUAAAAAGUGGCCAAAAAACGGACCAAAUUGACCGGUGAACAGUGACUGUCGUACAGCACCGGCGGAACACCAGUGACAAGUGUCAGUUUGUAACCCACAAACACCCAUUAGUGUCGUAUUGUUGCCUCGUUGGAUCUCGUUGGUUCGUGUUCGCCUGCGAACAGAGAAAAGUGUUGUGUAAUUUUGCCUUGGACUUUGGGAAAUCCCUCAGAAGUUCGAGUCCCGACCCGAGUUGGAAAAGUGCGCUUGUUUCGCAGGUACACCUGCUAGAUCCGCGCACCUGUUGGACUGGACCUGUCCGGUCAGGAUUUCCGUUCCGGCGAGGGGGGGAUGGGCACGAAGAAUAAUGCAGAAGAUCAUCCUCCCGUUACCGACUACCCUCGAGACGGAUGGCACUCCAUUUUCGGCUACUUGUUGCAUCAGCUGUAAUUAUUACAUACAUACAUUAGUGAACUGUCCGCAAUUUUUUAGAUGUGAACAAACCUGCGACUACUGUCACGUAAUGAAAGCAAUUAAAUGUUUGAAAACACAACGAAAGCAAUAACCAUCCUGUGAAAUUACAACACAAAGCAAAUUAAACUGAGAAUAUAAAUCCUAUCUAAAGUUUGGAAUCAAAUUCCCAUCUCCUAAAACGCAAGCAAAGAUUAGAGCAAUAAAUAUUUUAUACUGUAAACUUUUAACAUAAAACAAAUUAAGAUAAAUCAAUAUCGCUGAGCAGCUAACUCGAGUAAACCGCAAUUACCCCUGCACAUCCAGUGGCGUCACAAGCAGUAACGAAACAGCCAACCAGUUAUCGGAAGUGGAAGUGAGAAACUCGUCCAAAGGAACUCCAUAACAACAAGUGUUAUACGAUUGUUUUUUUCCUUAAAUACAUAAAUAUACACAUUGACUCACCUACAUUAGUUUUCCUACUCCUCCUCCUCCUUCGGAUCGCUGUUUGUUGCUCUCGUAUGCGUCAACCGACGGCAGAACCUGCCAACCGUAAGAAUCAACCAGCCAGUCAACCACCCACCCAUCCGCUCACCCACGGAAAAUCGAGCACAGCUCCACACCCUACAACACCGAAGGACCAAGAACGCUCACUCAUACAACGAACCAUACAACUGCUAGAAAACACCAAAACUACAACAACAACAACACGGCAGGGAGAAAAUCAACAACAACCGACGAACCAAGAGAACCAGCAAAGGAACCAGCGGCCCGCGAGUGAACGGGAGGGCUCGAGAUCAACCGGUCUCGCUCUGCUGCACAUGUGAUCUUCACCAACACCAACGCGCCCAACUGUGACCGAAGCCGGGGUACACACAAAAAGAAGAGAAGUAAAAAAACAGUCAUUCAAUCGCGAAUAUUGCCAGCCACCCGCUCGGGGAUUUCGUAUCCGACCGACCAAAUCUACUACUCCUUCGGCCAGCGCGCGGAUUCAUGAACCGGAGAGCGACCAUUAAAACAUAUUUCAUAAAUCCAACAAGUGUGUUGUUUUUCGGUGUCGUGCUCGGUCCUGCAGCGGAUCCCUUCCGUCUCCGUCGGUCAUCAGAAGGAAAAAAAAACAGGCAAAGGUAACUUACCGACAGCGGGUGGAAGUUUUAUUUUUAUCGAUUUAUUAGCCUACCGCUAGUCCGUCCGCUGGUAGGAAGUUCUCCGCCACAGCAGCCGGGCUGCUUCCAGAAAUAAAUAACAUUAUUAGUGCGGGCGGAUCAAUUCAAACAUGCCCCGUUGCUAUAUCGCCAAGAAGCAAACGACGGCGACCGACAGCGGUGCCGGUGGGGGUGGUGGCGUCGGUGGUGGAACGACGAUUCCCUACGGACGUUUUGCUACUAAUGGGUUGCUACCCGGUCAACCAAAUGGAGCUGGUGGUGGUGGUGGCCACGUUACCAUUAUCAGCGGGACUGGUGGCAGCGGAGGUGGCACUACAACGGAAGUGGGAAAUGUGAUUGUGAAGCAUAGCAGCGGCACCGGCCCGAACAGCGGAAAUAACGGUGCAACGGUGGGCCCGGGAGGAGUGAUCUGUAGUCCCAGUCCGGCACCGACCGGAAAUGUAAUUAUACUGAACAGUGUGAGUGUGAUCAGUGGCGGUCCCGGAGCGAUGGGAAAUGUGAUUGGAACCAACGGCACCGGAGGAGCUGGCACUACGACCGCUGCGACCGGCAGCGGGGGCUUUGGGAUGGCGGGUGGCGUAAUACAACGAAUAGAGGAUUCCGUUGGACCGACCAGUCCGACGGAGGCGUGCGUGGCACCAAUUUACUACACCAACUUGGCGGAAAAUCAAAACGGAUUCUCCAUUCAGCUAAGCGAUUACCGGAACAUAAAAUGUGGGCCAGUCACCGCCUCCCACAGCACCAGUAUCAAAACCAGCAGCCAUAAUAACACAAACAGUACUAACAACAACAACAACACCACCAUUAGCCACGUGAAGGCUAAUUCCUCAAGACAUUUUACGGUAAGUGCUUCCUCAAACCAUUCCGUCGUCAACCAGUCGCCUUCGGCAUCAGCAGCAACAGUAACUCCACAAGCAUCAGCAGUCGCGACGGCGAUGCUAAAAUCCGGCCGUAGCCAUAAUAAUUAUCCGAAUAAAAGAGAACAACAGAUGUUAAUUUACACGCAGCCCCCAUCGGAUAAGAAAGCAGAUAAAUCACCUUCACCAGUGCCUACGGGCACCGACUCAUCUUUCGCAGCAGCAGCAGCAGCUAGUGGCGGCAGGAAUAGCAAUACAACAUUAACAACAACAACAACAACAGGUCGUCAGCCGUCAAGCACCCCGUUCCAGUAUGACGCCACGUCGCCGAUAUUCCGCGACCGUAGCAUCGAAGAAACGGAAGCCGCUCAUGAUUUAUUGUCGUUAUCGCAGAGCCUACCCCCACUUCCGGCUCCGUGCGUAGUGACAAUUCUUCACCCCAGCACGGAACCGUCCGUGAACAUUGUCGCGUCCAAUGCACCAACCGCCAGUGGCCCGCCUGCUAUCGUACAGAAUACCAACAUCAUUAACAUCGUCGACGGAAGUUAUCAGUGUCCCGCGGGAUCGACACCGAUAUCGAUGAUAAUUCCGUGUUACGAACUCACGUCAACCGCUAUCCCGGUGGUGAAGACCAUCGCCGCCACGACCGCUCCAUUGACGCCGCCUACAUCCGAACACUCAUCCGACACGGAAAGCUGCGGGUCCUCACCGAUGGCCAAAUUACCGGUGGUCUCAUUCGUAUCAUCGUCUUCCAACCAGUCCAACAAACGGACCAAAAAAUCUUCCUCCGCUGGAAUAGCACUUUCGCAUCCUAGUAAAAAAUCCAAAAUCAACAGUUCGGACUCCAUCGAGUCGAAAGCCGCUGAACUCUACACCUACGAUGACCUCAUUUCCAGCGAUGGUCGCACCAAGAAUCGCAAAAAAUCCAACACCAGCAAACACCCGACCAAUACAGUCACUGACCAGGAGCAACCUCAACCGAACAGCAAAACACCAUCGUCCCCGGGCGGCACCGUGUCCAAGGGUAAAUACAAAUGCCCCGAGUGCGGCAAACAGUACGCCACUUCCAGUAACCUCUCGCGUCAUAAGCAAACUCAUCGCAGUUUGGACUCCCAGUCGGCCAAAAAGUGUAUGACCUGUGGCAAGGCGUACGUUUCCAUGCCCGCCUUAGCCAUGCAUCUGCUGACUCACAAACUUUCCCACAGUUGCGGAGUCUGCGGUAAGCUCUUCUCCCGACCUUGGCUUCUGCAGGGUCAUCUUCGUUCGCACACCGGCGAAAAACCGUACGGCUGUGGCCACUGCGGCAAGGCAUUCGCCGACCGGUCCAAUCUGCGUGCCCACAUGCAAACUCAUUCCACCGAUAAAAACUUCGAGUGCGAACGGUGCCACAAGACGUUCGCGCUGAAAUCAUAUCUCAACAAACACCUGGAAUCGGCCUGCUACAAAGAGGACGACAUGGUCGGCGGCAGGAAGAUCUACCACAGCAGUCAGGAUAUCGAUCGGGACGAGGCACGCCAACGGCAACUGCAGCAGUUGCACGACGAGAACAGCAGCAUGACGAUCGACGUGGUCACGACCACCACCGGUUCCUGGUGCGAUGAUCUGAACGCUACGGGUGACACUUCCGGAGGCAACACGGUGCUGCUUCCGAGCAGUCACAGUGACGGACAGACUGAUGACGAUGAGGAUAUCGAUGUGAUUACGGCGUAAGGUUGAACGGUUGCCGGUUUAUUUUCCUGCUUUUAGUUUUAUCGUAAACAGAUCCGGUUAGUGCUGUAUAUUGACUCCUACGGUAGGUUUGAGUUUGCGAGGGAUUUAUUUUAUUCCUAUUCCAUAACGAAUGGAAAUUUAGAUUUUUUUUUUUUGAUUUCACAUGAAAUAUUUUGUUCAGUUAACAGCAGAAACGAGUUCACGACAUCGUAUAGAUUUGUUUUGGAGAACAAUGUAUUUUGCUUCUAUUUUUUGAAAAAAUCAAACUUCAAAUAGACACUGUAAAACUACAAUAUUGACGUCUUUAGUUGGCUAGGCUAUUGUGAUAAAUAUCUGCUCUAAAAUGACAAGCAGUUGCAUCAUUUAAAGCUUUCAAAUAUACACCCAAAACAUGCUGUUCCAACGGUUGAUCUCAACAUAUUUUCUUACGCCAAAUUUUAUUUUUCGCUUGUAAACAGAUGUUUUUCGCACCCAUACACAUGCAUAGAAUGUGCAUAUCAAUUAUAUUCAUGUUUUACAUUCUGAACAAUUUGAAACAAAGAUAUCGACCUGUUAUCAAACUAGUUUCAUGUUUUUGCUCGAAAAAAGAACUGCAUUGCAACUCACUGCGUUGCGAUUGACAUGCUAUACAUUGACGUGUUAAGUAGAUCAGUCCAUUUAACAUAAAACAGUGUUGCCAAAAAUCUAAGUUCUAAAAACUAAACGUUUUUAAGUUCCAAAAACAUAAGCAUCAAUUUUAAAACAAAAAACAUCUUAAUUCACCCAGUCGUGUGGUAAUACAUAACUCUUGCCUAUGAAUAAACAACGUUAAAACAUUAUUUUCAUUAAGCUAAUUUUCGAAACAAAUUUAUAUAGAUUUAUUCGGAUUCAUUCAGAAUGAUUCGAAAAGUUCACUAAAACAAACCUCAAUGCUUACGCCGCUUAUUCGGUAACAUAAGCGGAAUCAGAAGUAUCAGCAAUAAAAUUUUCGAAUUUGAUCAUUGAACUCACUCUGAGAAAUUGAAAGUCGUGCGAAUAGUCGGUUACGGCACUUAAACGAUUAUAUCUUUGGAACAGAAAAUGUUCGCCAUGAGCAGUGAUGGCAUUUCACAAGAAUAAUGCACCAGUGCGUAAGUUUCAUUUCUACACUGCGGAUACAUUUAGUAUGCACCACACAAAGAGGAAAGCGCACUUCUUCACAGUGUCCAUUAGACAGACUUUGAGUGUGUGCUUGUGUUGAAAGAAGCUGGUGCGAGACAAACUCGUUCUCUUCGCAUGAAUCGGUCUCACGUGCUCUCGCCUAAAUACACUUCUGGGAACUUUAAUACAUAGAGAGUAGAUCUGGCCUUGCUAUGGAAAACUUGCAAGGAAAAACGAAUAUUCAACGAUAAAUUGUUUUACUUUGCUGAUUUUGCGUGCCCCACGCUUCUUCUACGCAAACCAGAGUGCUCGCCGGCGUGUACAGCUCUGUGAAAAUAUCUGAUCCACCUAGAGAAUUUGAUAACUCUGCUCUAGCACUUUGGUGCGAUUCACUGCUAGAGGUAAAAGAAAAUAAACACGCGCACUCAUGAUGCGUGCACACUUCAUGCAACAGUGGUGUAUAUAUGUAAAACUUUUACUAGUAGGUUUUUCAAGUGAUUGCAUAACCUUUCUAUAUGAGAAAAACAAAACGGUUCUUAAUACUCCUAGUGAUGUGGCAAUGCCUUUCUCUUGCCAUUUAAAUAUCUUUCAAACCUUUCAAACGAAUCUAAAUCUUUCGAUAUCGAUACUUUUAUCUCCAAGAAAAUUUUGCUGCAUUGGAAAAUACUGUGAUUUGUCGAUGACGUCACAUACAUUAUUAUUUCUCUCGAACUCUCUCUUCUUACCCUUCCAAAUUUGAUCAAUAUUUUUAGCUUUUAAAUAAGCCUAAGUUUAAAAAUUCGUUGAUUUUCUAACUCUAUCAACAAUUCAAUAGCAGCUUUCAAACGAGUCCGGACAUGUUGAAAUAGGCAGCCAUCUCUGAGAAAACCAGUAGUUAAAAAACACUGCGUUAUGUAAGUAACGUCACUUAUAUCUCCAGAACGAGAAAUCACAGUCAUUUGAUAUUCGAACUUGAUCCACAAAUCAAUAGUAGCUUUUGUUAAAAAAAGAACGCUUUCUGUUGGUUACGCCAUUUAUACCUAAUAAUAGUUUUCAAAUGGAAUUGUUGAAAUCAGUUUGACGUUCUUCGAGAAAAUUGAGCGACAAUACAAUGACAAAUUUCUAUUAGCAGAAUAAUUAUUAAGUAAACUUCAAUCACAAUGAAUUCAUCUUGAUAAUGCGUAUGUGAUCUGCCAUCGGCUACAACUUGCACGGACUUUUAGAAACGUGUGCUAUUUAUUUGAAAUAAUGGUUAUUUUGUGCAUAGUAUGAUUCCUUUUCAUUCAUAUUUUGUAUUAAUCGACGCCUUGGUCUUCAGAACCUCGUGCUUUAUUCGAAACAUUGUCUAGUUUAACUAUAAAAAUAAACUAUUAC
This is a messenger RNA of Malaya genurostris, 7072 nucleotides long. RefSeq names its product protein sister of odd and bowel-like. Gene Ontology annotation, biological process: regulation of DNA-templated transcription. The coding region runs from base 2144 to 4600 and encodes 818 amino acids. The record is from RefSeq and is a predicted model, not a curated record. The transcript is spliced from 2 exons. Lineage: Eukaryota; Metazoa; Arthropoda; Insecta; Diptera; Culicidae. Gene Ontology annotation, molecular function: DNA-binding transcription factor activity, RNA polymerase II-specific; RNA polymerase II cis-regulatory region sequence-specific DNA binding.